Schizosaccharomyces octosporus yFS286 is the source of this 1205-nucleotide messenger RNA. RefSeq names its product CK2 family regulatory subunit Ckb1. The transcript has 3 exons. The record is from RefSeq and is a predicted model, not a curated record. NCBI's taxonomy places the organism in Eukaryota, Fungi, Ascomycota, Schizosaccharomycetes, Schizosaccharomycetales, Schizosaccharomycetaceae. Gene Ontology annotation, cellular component: protein kinase CK2 complex; cytoplasm. Gene Ontology annotation, molecular function: protein kinase regulator activity. The coding region runs from base 171 to 866 and encodes 231 amino acids.
ACUGUUUUGGCGAACUUGAGUUGACCAGCUACUGAAUAACCUUUUAAUAAUCCUUUAAUAUCUCGUUUUUUUUUGUAAAAAAAAUUUCUUCUACUUAAAGAGAAACAUUUUAAGAUUCUUAGUCGGAGUUUGCUGAAUUUUUGAAUGAGUUAUAUCUAAUUGCAGACAUUAUGCAGCUAUAUUCCUCUGAAAGUGAGUCUGACGAAUCACAAUAUUGGGUUGACUGGUUUUUGGGGCUUAAGGGCAAUGAGUUUUUUUGCGAAGUAGAUGAAGAUUAUAUUCAAGACCGAUUUAAUUUGACUGGUUUGAGCCAGGAGGUUCCUCAAUACUCUCAUGCUAUAGAUUUAAUUUUGGACGUUUUGGAUCCUGAUUUGUCUGAAGAAAUCCAGGAUGAAGUAGAGGCUAGUGCCCGCCAUCUAUAUGGUCUUAUACAUGCCCGUUAUAUUUUAACAGCUCAAGGAUUGUACAAAAUGCUUGAAAAAUACAAAAAAUGUGAUUUCGGUCAUUGCCCGCGUGUGUUGUGCAACGGUCAGCCAAUGCUACCAGUAGGUCUCUCUGACAUACCUCAUACGAAGUCUGUGAAGCUUUACUGUGCUCGAUGUGAAGAUGUGUACACUCCAAAGUCUCAGCGUCACGCUUCUAUUGAUGGUGCGUACUUUGGUACUUCUUUCCCUCACAUGUUGUUCCAAGUAUAUCCUGAAUUGGUCGUCCCAAAGUCACAUGAAAGAUAUAUCCCUCGCAUCUUCGGAUUUAAAGUGCAUUCUUACUCUGGAAUAUAUCGAAAACAAGAUAACUACAAAGAAAAGCAGAAGAAACGCCUUCAAGGAGAUAGUGCCGAUUCUAAGGAAGAGAAUGCUGUUACCUAAGCUAUAGCUGCUGUUUGUAUAUACUCUCCUUUAUUGUUUCUAAUUAUUGAAAAAUGUUAAACUAGAAACCCCUCACGCAUGGUGUUUUAAUUCUCUAUACUCAACUACGCGUCGAGCGUGAUAUGUACGGAAGAAGUAAAGAGACAAUUUGUUGUAUCUUUUGAUGGUUAAUAAAUUUCUUUGCACGAUUUUGAUUUUGGACAAGAAAAAUAAAAAAAAAAUUAUUUAACAGAUUUAUAAACAUUACUUUAGCUUCUUAAAUGUCUAAACCCUACUUCCGUAAAGGGCAAAACCUUAUCAACAAUAUUAAGAGUCAUCAAUAUCUAUCAUCAAUUCAUG